Messenger RNA from Argiope bruennichi, 1885 nucleotides. RefSeq names its product gastrula zinc finger protein XlCGF7.1-like. Gene Ontology annotation, cellular component: nucleus. The record is from RefSeq and is a predicted model, not a curated record. Lineage: Eukaryota; Metazoa; Arthropoda; Arachnida; Araneae; Araneidae. The transcript has 2 exons. The coding region runs from base 234 to 1106 and encodes 290 amino acids.
UAACAGCAGAAAAUUUUUAUUGAGAUUGCGAAUGCAAUGAAACAGGACAAAUCAUCAAUAUUGUAUUUAAUCUGAAUGCAUUCUUUAAGCUUUUUAGUGAUUUUAUUCCGAUUUGGCUGAAAGUUUUAAGCUAUGACCGAAUAUAUGGAAGCUGGCUAACUGAGAAUACAGUAUUUCUUCCCGUUUUAGACUAGUUUCAACUCAGCAAUUCAGAGUUUAGAAGCAAGCUGAAAAUGGAGAAAGGUGUGACAUACAUUUGUGAUCAUUGCAGGGUAAAUACAUAUGAAAAUGAAUCAAAAAUUUAUGAAUGGGUGUUUUCACUAGAAUCCUUAUUCCUCUGCAUUAAAUGCUCAAAGUACUUCAACAUAGGAUUCAAAGUCACAGAUAUGGUAUCAUUGCUUGAUGCAUGCAAAAACUCAUUGCAAGCAGUUCCUGGGCAGUGUGAAAAUGUACGUGAAAAAGAAGUGUCUAUAACUGUACAGGAAAUCGAAGAAAACCAACCAAUCAGUUCAAAUAAAAAAUCUCACAAAUGUGACAAAUGCUUUCGAACUUUCAAAACUAAAGCCGGACUUAGAAAACAUACGAAUAUACACGAUAUGAAUAAUCCUUUCAUAUGCGAGGUGUGUGAUGUGCGAUGUACAUCUAAAUCCAAUUGCCAGGACCACAUAAACAAACAUCUCAACGAAAGACGUUAUGAAUGCAGUUUUUGCACUGCUGCCUUUAAAUUUAAACGUGGUCUUACUGAGCACAUGAACAUACAUAAGGACCAGAAUCCUUUCAGGUGUGAAUUGUGCAACAAGAAUUGUGCCAGCAAACAGAAACUUGAAAACCACAUGUCCAGUCAUUCGAAUGAAAAACAUUACAAAUGUUCUGUAUGUACUUCGAUGUUUAAAACUAAAUCUAGCCUUUCUGUUCAUAUGAACAUACAUAAAGAACAGAAGCCAUACCGAUGUAAAGUAUGUAAUAAGAACUGCAGUUGUUCAAACGAUCUCAAAAAACACCAGAUGUCUCAUUCCGAAUCAAGGCCCUACAAAUGUCAUAUUUGCUCAUUCUACUUCAAAUCAGAAACUAAUCUCAUUGGUCACAAGAAAAGAAAACAUCAAUAGGAUAAUCUGUAAUAAAGUGGGAAGUGCAGCAAAUUAUUAAGAUGUAAAGUAUGUAAUAAGAACUGCAGUUGUUCAAAUAAUCUCAAAUAUCACAUGUUGACGCAUUCCAAUUCAAGUUGUUACAAGUGUCAGAUUUGCUCAUUCUACUUCAAAUCAGAAACUAAUCUCAUUGGUCACAAGAAGAGACAACAUCAAAAGGAUAAUCUGUAAUAAAAUGGGAAAUGGAUCAAAAUCAAUGAGGCUUAUUUCAUGACAAGUAUUCAAUAUUAUUAUCAAGUAACUGCAUUUUAAUCCAAUUUUAUCGUAAUACUUUCAAUUUUCCAAGAAUAAAGCCUCGUGGAAUUUUGGUGGAGAUUUCUAUAACGAUAAAUGGUCAUAUUAUAACCAUUUAUUAAGAAGGAAUAUAUGCUUAUAGUUAUGAAACAUAAUCAGCAGUAUCAACUAGAUUGAAAAGAGAAAAAAAUGUGAAACAUUUGUGAAAAAUAUUCUGUAUCAAAAAAGAUAUAAAAAGGGAACUUUGAUUAUAAAUUUGGAUGAUUGAAGGAGACGUAAAAGGCUAGAAUUCUGCUAAUCUGCAAGUGUAUAUCUGCCACCGGGUUCUAAUAAAAUAAAAUCUAAAGAGAAAUUGUACACAAAGACUUUUGAGCACACGCUGUUGUGUAAUUUGUCUAAUUAUACAGAAUAAGAAAAAGUUUCUUAAAAAGUCAAGUUUAGCAUGUAAUAUAAAAAUAUUUUAAGUUUUUAUUUUUGACAUGUGUAUAGAAUAUAGGUUUGAAAUG